Molecule: messenger RNA, 2859 nt
Organism: Fusarium oxysporum Fo47
Lineage: Eukaryota; Fungi; Ascomycota; Sordariomycetes; Hypocreales; Nectriaceae
Exons: 3
Coding region: 1-2859 (952 amino acids)
Source: RefSeq, a predicted model, not a curated record
AUGCAAUCUGUGUCGUCCUCAGGGGGAAGGAGCAGACCUGGGUCACGACCCAACUCACCCAACACCACCUCGCCUGAUGACCCACUUUCUCUCAACACCAAAAGCUCGCCUCCCGCAACAUCUCCAACACAUCAGUACGUGACUUGGAUCGGUCACCCACAACGCGCAUCUUAUUAUAAUAUAAUAACACUUCAUUUAUAUAAUCUACAGAUCAAGGCGACUCGGUUAAUGAACUUUUUAAAGUACUGCGGCAUCGGCGCGACGUCUAGAUCGCAGCAGCAAGAUCAGACCUCGGAGUCAAGCAGCGGGACCCCAGCGCCCACACAUGCGGCACCAAACGAUACCAACAAUAACAACAAUUCAGCUUCGCCGACAAAGAACUCUGCAGAAGACGAACAAGAGGACCUCACACAACAGACCGAACCGAUGGAUCACGUCGAGCCCGAUACGAUUCAUACACCUGCUCACGAUCUUUCCGAUAAGGUUGACGAACAAGAGAAUCCGACACAACAAACCGAACCGAUGGAUCACGUCGAGCCUGAUGCAGCCCUAGCAGCUGCUUUCCUCAAUCUUUCCGAUGCCGACGACGAGUCUGCUGUUCCCUUGGUGCCCACAAGCCCUCCUUCGUCCCGUGGCUCUCGUUUGCAAAACAAGCCUAUCCGUCCCAAGCCGACCGGUGCUCUUAGUUCCAGUACAGAUCAGGAACAGAAUCCCUCAAGACUCCUGGGUCCGACAAACUCUACACAGCCGGAGGAGACUCAUUCAUCAAAGAAAAUGACAGACAGCAAGAAGCGAAAGAAGCCACCUACGAAACAAGGGGGCAAUCCCAAGCAGCUCAAGAAGACCAACACCGACAAGAAAGGUCCGUCCGAACCAAUUGAAAUCAACUCAGAUGACGAGUCACUGAGCGACGAAUCAAGCGACAGCGGCGGAUCAAGCGACGCACUCAACGACUUAUUGGACGAACUAAGCGACGAACCUGAGAACUCGGAUGAUGAGGAACAAAAGACCGACGACGAAAAGCAUCUACCUAGACCGCCCAAAAAACCAACCGAUGGGGAACUCAAAGUCACGGGUUCCAAGAAGAUCAGCCAUCCCACAGAUGAGCUCGAAGAGGGACUGGGCGAAGACGAAGCUGGGAUAUUGAAGGAUGGGGAGGUGCCCGCUCACAUCCACAUCGGGGACACCGACGAGAUUGUAAGCAAAGGUCCGAAGCCAGAUCACAACACGAUGGCAAAACCGUCGGUCAAGGAUAGAGCAGACCUUGAGCAAGGCAAACCAAAAAAGGAAGUGCCAAUCAAGACCUUCCAGCUCAUGAUCCACUACGCUAUGCGAACAGUCGGCCUUGAUUCGGACGAAUACCCAGUCAUCUUCAACAUGGCUGUAAAAUAUAUCAGCAGCACCAACUUCUUCCAGGCCAAGGUCUUCUCUGGCUGGGGCGCACAAAAGCGUAUCAACACCGAAGCAGAUCUGCUACGCGCCGCAAGUGCGCGGUAUCCUCACUACGUCUUGACGAUGGCGCCCGACUUAAUCCUCUGCCUGAUCGCGGCGAUGGACUUGAGGCCCGAUGCAUAUGGGGAGCCGAACGGACGUGGAAUCACCAUCAUCGGUGGCUUUCAUGUCUUUAACCACUUGCGGUCGGCGAUUGAGCUGGGCGAAAUGAUCUCUUGGGGCAAGGGAUCGCGAGGCCAGCUCCUCAUGCUUGGAAGAAGAGGCGAGGAGGAAUCAGUGCCGCUUGAUCUGCCGGUUCCAAAGUCGACCAAGGCACAGACCAAAAAGCGCAAGAAGCUCUCUGAAGCCGUUCCAGAGCCAUUUCCAGCAAACGCCGUAAACGUUCAGCAGAUACCGACUGGAUUUAUGCAGCCUUACCCAUUCCAACCGACUCUGCCAACAGCACCGAUUACAAAGGUGAUCACAGCGGAAGAAUGGGACCGACGAAAUGCGCAUUGGCUGGAUAGACUGAUGGACCCAGAAAGCACGAAGGAAAUGUUUGGGUCGACCAUCGAGGAAGAGGUUACAGAAGAGAUCUUCCCACUCAUCUCUAAGGCUCGCCGUAAUGUCCUCAAUCGAUGGGCAAAGUCGGAGGACUUUGACCUUGACUCGAGAUUACUUGAGGCCCCGAUCCUCCCACAGGUAGAGGUGGAAGACGACAUCAGCCAAGAAAUCCUCAACGUCGAGACCGAUACAGCCCGACGGUCAAUCCGGGCCAUUGAGACCGUGGCUUUGAGCCUACCAAAGGCUCAUCAGAAAACAGUUGCUGUAAUCAAGCAGCAUAAAGACCGACUGUUUGCUUGUCGAGACCACGAAAUCGACAAUCAUACGCUGAUGGCCCAAAGCGUAGCCAAGUUGCGUGAAUCUUCGUCUGUCAGUCGAGCAGAGGUCAACGGCCUAUUUGUGGCUAACGAGACUCGACUUCGGCGUCGAGUCGAUCCUGCCCAGAUGGCACGAGAUGAAGGAUUGGAGGCGCUGGAAGCGGAUAUGGAACACGCUUUAAAGACCCCGACCGUAGACGGACCAGCGGACCAGCUGGUCGUGUUUCUGAAGAGUCAUUGGCGAAUGCGUGAUGAGGAGAUCACAGAUUGGAAGGGCAUGGCAAACUCGGUCUGUCAUACCGCAAAGGAUGCUGGUCAUCCUAUCAAUCAGACCGACCAUGCCACUUGGAACAACUACAACUGGGAUUCUCUUCUGCGCCUGGCGUUUCACCGGGGCGGAAAGGCCUUGGUCACACUCUUAAACAUCGAGCGUUACGAUCCAGAUGAGGCCUUUUUGGACCUACGAAACCAGUGGUAUAAAGACACUCUGACCGACGAAGAGUACGACGAAUGGAUUAAUAGGUUUCCCAUCGAUGAGGAACCUUAG